Molecule: messenger RNA, 1368 nt
Organism: Mycena indigotica
Lineage: Eukaryota; Fungi; Basidiomycota; Agaricomycetes; Agaricales; Mycenaceae
Exons: 2
Coding region: 1-1368 (455 amino acids)
Source: RefSeq, a predicted model, not a curated record
AUGUCCCUGCCCCUCCUCUCUUCACAGCCACGACCACAAUCGAUUCUUCUACCCAGCCCAUCCUCGAGUAACAGCUUGUCUUCUGCCGCCAGUAGUUCCUCGGUCUCCUCGUUAGGCGCUUCGAGUUCGUCGUCACACACAUCCGCUAGCUAUGCUAGCACCCCUACUGCGAUGAACAAAGACCAGCAAAGGAAAAUACGUUUCGCACCCCUUCCCGACCCCCGCCGAGAUGAACCAGUCGACAUUGCCGAAGAGUCUGAAGACAUGCCGCCACCGCCAAGCCCAUUGCCUAACCGACCCGCUUCUCCUGCAUUUUGCCCGGCUCGCCCCUCUUCCCCCUCGCCUUCUGCAUCGCCAAGUUGGGGCAAGCCGAAGAGUCUUUUACGCGCUUUGCGAAAGGGAAAUGCAGUUGGUCUCACUUCGAGCCGCUCUCUCGACAGUGCCCCAGAUGCCAGUUGGGGCGCCUCCCUGCAGCGCUGGUCCUCGGGAAGCAGUCUUGGAUCCCCUCUGGCGCGAACUCAAAGCCAGACAAGCAAUGCAAGCAGCACAAAGCGAACCCGCUCGCUGUUCAGCAUCGGCAACGGCAACGACAAGGGGAAGGCCACUCCGCGGAACCCGUUUGCCAAUUCGCUUGCGACCAAACGCGGAACUCGAAUGUUGAAUGGACGCGUCUAUGGCUCGCGAAAUGCUGACGGCACCCAUAACCCCUUCGGUAAUGCGCGAGAUGAAGAACCUGAAUUCGUUGAGUGGGGAUAUGGUGGGAUGGGCUCGGUGCGUAACGGCGCUGGGAACUCGGCAUGGAAUAGGGUGCAGGCUGGUGGCGCGCCAAGAACGAGCGGGACAGCGGCCAACAGCGGCGAUGUUCAUAUUGGAAUGGGUGUGGUGGGUGAUGGAGAUGAAGAUGGAGAUGAUGGGAGCGGAAUGGGCUGGGUUCGCAAGAGGAGAGAGGCAAGGGAACGAGAAGCAAAAGAACGGGCAGAGAGGGAGGCAAAGGAGGCUGAAGAGAACACGCCAACAACACCUACCGCAACAGAUUCGAUGCCUGCUUUGGAUUCAACAACGCUGGACGAAGAGCAGCAUGUACUCCGUGCUGUAACACUGCCAGCGGGUUUCCGUGGGCACCACCAUCACCAUCGCUCGAGCUCAAAUCCUCUUGGCAGCGGUAGCCCGGCGGCGGACGACGAUGCCAAGCCGUCUCAUCACACUAGCUCAGAUUCUGACUCUGACUCGGGAGACGACGAUGACGAUGUGAAGGACAAUCCAGCGGAAAGCGACACAGAGAGCGAUCUAGAGGAGGAGGAGAUCGAGCAACGACGGGCAACAGCGCUGAGCGCUGGCGUGGAGAAAAUCAGUCGGCAUAAGGAGUGA